Messenger RNA from Macrosiphum euphorbiae (potato aphid), 390 nucleotides. Lineage: Eukaryota; Metazoa; Arthropoda; Insecta; Hemiptera; Aphididae. The record is from the annotation of a GenBank genome assembly.
AUGUGCAAAAAACUAGGCUUCGGAAAGCACUUGAAGUGUGUGGCGGCCAGGGCAACAACAACAAUUGCCUCGCUGUCAAGGAUAAUGCCGAACAUCGGCGGUCCAAGGCAAAAGAAACGACAAUUACUAAUGUCAGUCGCGCAGAGCCAGCUGCUGUACGCAUCACCUAUAUGGGCGUCUGCAUUAGUUUUUGAUGUCAACAAAAAGAAGAUGUUGAAACCGCAGUGGCUGAUGUCUAAAAGAGUGGCGUGCGCCUACACGACUGUAUCAACAAACGUCAUUAUGGUGGUGGCAGGUAUGCUACCUUUGCACAUCAUGGUAUCGGAGAAAAAUGCCGUCCACGUGGCGAAGAAGGCGGGAUUAACUCUACUGACCAAGCGAGAGCUGUGA